GCCGACGAGCGCGGCUGAUGAAGGCACCUCGCGGGCAGCUCUGAUCUCCCUCCCCUCUUGAAGCCGGGGACCGAGGUUGCAGGCUGACGAGUGCAGCACCCCUUGGUCAGCGCUGACCUGUCUCCUAUUGGGGGUAGCAGGCUGACGAGUGCAGCACCCCUCGGGCAGCGCUGACCUGUCUCCUAUUGCGGGUAGCAGGCUGACGAGUGCAGCACCCCUCGGUCAGCGCUGACCUGUCUGCUAUUGGGGGUAGCAGGCGACAAUUACAGUCACAUGUAAUCAUCUCACGCUUAGCGAUUCCACCAAAUUGGCAGGAUGACGUGGCACUCAACUAGAAUCUUUUUUGAUGUUAGUGGCAGGAAGUGGGGACCACAAUAACUCUCUUAGUGGCACUGAUCUCCCUUAGGCCAUAAUCACACUACCGGUAGCACUUUCCAAAAUGCAUCUGACGGCAAUGACGGCCAGACCUGCACGAACCGAGCUGCAAUUACGUCCAUAGCGUCGAGGAAAAAGUCCUAGCAACGCCAGGAGCGGUUGUUGGUUGGGAAGACACUCAUGGGCGGGCAGGGUGGUAGCUACGUGAUGAUCUGUCGUCUGUGUCAGCAGCUGAUAUGGCUUCGUGUAGGAGCUGAGGUUGAUUCUCUUUUUGAUUGCUACGGGCUGCAAUUAAGGUAUUGAAUGCGGUAGAAGCGCUGAUCAGCCUUUGACGAUUCCUCAACCUAGUUUUGUUAUUUUGUCAAGCCCUUUUAUUUGGAGCCUAUUGUUAACCAGCUAUCUACCUACCUAUCUAUCUAUCUAUGUAUGCAUCUAAACAGAGGGCCGUGGGGUGUGGGGUUAUCGGCACCAUUGACUGAGUGAGUGAAGACUGACAAUUGUCUGAUUUGCGUUCCUGCUUUGGCCGUGCUAUUUUAAGUAGCGAUUACAAUACCAGUCCGAGCAAUGAGGGGAUAUGGUCACACAGAUCGAACGAAAAAUGGUCUUGUUGCCGUAUGCCAUUCCUUUUGUCUGCCGUGUUUUGUCCCGAAGAAAGCUCACGUUCCACGAUGAAAUAACCGGUGUAAUAUUUGUCUGGCAUGGAGGAGGACAGCUAGAAACGCGGAUGACCAGCACCUCCCCCUUCUUCCCCUUCUCCCCCCCCCCCCACUCUAAAUGGGUGUACCAUUUGUCUGGCCCGCUGUACUGAAUGCCCUCCAAGGUGAACUAUUACCGAUCAACUACGGUAGCUACACCACGUGGUAGGAAGCAAUCGAGUGACCACAGGUAGAAGGAGAAGGAUCUGCUCUCUAUGGACUUAACCAUCCAUUCAUUCAUCGGGUUAGGUAGUUAACCACCAAUCAUCAAUCAUCAUUACGCAGGCAAAUCGACUAAGUACCGCUAGGCUGUAUAUGCGUUCCUUCUUCGUCUCUGUGCGUGCAUCACGUAGCCAAGGCGAGUAUCAAUAAGCGUAUUUCCUUUCUGCGUCCUGCCGUCCCAAUCCCGCCGUGUGUGGCUGGGAUGCUUCUGUUCUGUGGACUUAACCAUCCAUAUCCUUUCAUCGGGGGAGACAGAUAGCCAAUCAUCAUUACGUAGGACUAUUUCUAUUUCCUCUCUGCGUCGUGCCGUGCCUCACUCCGCUGUGCCGCUGUGAUGCUAUGCUCCAGAGAUGAGUCUUUCAUCGUUUGGCGCCACGUGCUCACGCCUCCUUGCAAGCCAAUUGCCUCAUCGGCGCAAGUCUCGACCUUGCUACGCAUUGGCUCCCGCCAUAUGCCACUCCUCCUCCUCCUCCUCCUCCUCCUCCUCCUCCUCUCACUCGUCUUUGCCCUCUGCCAACUUGCUCAGCGGCUCUGCUUGCCCGCCUCUCGACACGCGUCUGCGCAGGAGAGGGCCGGGUGCAGACCGUCGCCUUCUGUCUUUAGCAACAGUCGGAUUAGCUGAUCUGUCGUGUGCGGAUAGCUGCCCCGUGGCAGCUCAGUCCGUGCUGCAGCUGGAAGGUGGCAUUUGUGGCAUCUAUCAAUCCCCUUUGCCACGUGGCAGCAGCGGCGACGGCGGCAGCGGCGGCGGCGGCGGCGGCUCUAAACGGGACGAGCAAGGACAACACGAUCGGCAGCGGAUUGAGCCCCCCGCCGCCGAAGGGGAGGGGCGUUGGACCGCGGGCCCGCUGCCGAAGGGGCAGCAGCAGAUCUCUUCCUCCGGCGGGACGUGCAGUGUGCAUGCCGGCAGCUCAGCCGCUUGCGCUCCUUUGCCACGUGGCAACAGCAGCGGCGGCGGCGCUGAACAGGACGAGCAACGACAACACGAUCGGCAGCAGCGGCUUGCGCCCGCCGCCGCCGAAGGAGAGGAGCGUUGGACAGCGGGCCCGCUGCUGCCCCUUCGGCUAUCCAAGGGGCAGCACCAGCAGAUCUCUUCCGCGCCGCAGCGGAUCUCGUCCUCCGCCGGCGGGACGUGCAGUGUGGAUAUCGCCAGCACAGCCGCUUGUGCUCCAGAUCAAGAGACUGCAGACGCCAGGAGCGAAGGUGCAUGCGGAGGUGGAGUUGGAGGUAACUCUCUGUCGGGGGGCCAUAGCGACAGGGAGGUGCGCGUGCAUUCUUGUUCCGCGUUCUCGCGCUAUCGCAGAGGACGAUCCAGCGGUUCUCCGCUGUCCUGUUCCUUCGCGGGCGCUGCGUCAACGGUGGUGGGCCGCCUGGGUGUACGCAGCGCUUGCGCCGCCGCAGCAGCGGGCGACCGGUCAACCAUGCCCGGACUGGGCGAUCACCCGGCAGACGGUCGUUGGGUAGUUGCCCCCCGUGACCACCGCCACGUGUCGACCACCAAUUCCAAAUACGAGGAACGUGAGGAGGAGGAGGAGGAGGAGGGGAGGGGAGAAGAAUUGGAUACCGUACGACCGUUAGAUACCGUCGCCCCGCGGCGGCGCGACGGCAACCAAAGCAGCGAGGCAAAAGACGCAUUGCUGUCAUCCUCGUCAUCAUCGUUGUAUCCGCCGGUCCGCAUGCCGGCGAGGCAAUGGAGGGAGGAGCAGAGGCGCGUGCGGGCUGAAGACCUGGGCGACGUGGUCGGGUUGGGCGCUUGGUUAGCCGAGAGGAUGCCACAUGGCGGCGAGGAGCUGAAAAAGUGGGGUGUCUCUUCUGGUACCAAACGGCUUGCCAAUCUAUGGACGGAAUUGCAGGAAGGAGAGAUCACGCUCGACGAUGGGAGACCGCCAAGAAGAACGGUUCACGUUGCCAGCGUGAGGAUUUUGAAUUCCAGAAGGGAUGCGACGCUGGUGGAAUCACACCAGGAGAUGGAGGAUGGGACAAGGAGGACCAGAAACAGACCGUUGUCGGAGAAGAUGCGCCCGGAAGAGACUGUCGAAGAAGCUGCCUUACGUGGUAUAAGAGAGGAGUUGGGACAUGAGCUCGGCGCGCCCGACAGAGUGGUGUUUGAGCGGGAAAGCUAUCUUAAAGAAGAGGAGGAGAGGGACUCGUUUUCGUACCCUGGAUUGAUGACUCAUUACGUUAUUCACACGAUGAUUGCUUACGUGGACGGUCUUCCGGAGGACAGGGAUUUCGACACGGUGGAAUACGAGGGCGGCAUGACUACGAGAGAGAAGAUCGGGCAUACCUGGGAUGGGAAAACAAGAGAUGAAGAAGGAGAAGAGGAAGGAGGAGGAGGAGGAGAAGAAGAAGGAGAAGAGAAAGGAGGAGGAGGAGAAGGAGAAGAGAAAGUAGGGAGGAAGGGACGACGAGAAGCCGGCCACGUCGAAGGUCAUACAGCAGCGGCAGCGGCUGUUGAAACGUCGUCGGAUAAAGUGCCACUUGGCGUGCGGAAGCAUUUCUGGACUUGGAUGGCUUUGUCAGGCGAAGACGAGGAAGAGGACCAGAUACAGACCGGUACUUCGGUGAGUGAUGCGCUGGAGUUAAAAGGUAAGGAAAGAAGGUGACUACGGUUGAUGCUGGCUGGUCACGGGCCAACGAGGAAGAAGACCAGAUACAGACCGGCACUUCGGUGAGUGAGAUUGGAACACCGAAGUUGAGAACUCGGCAGUUUCCAGGACAGGGCUACCGUCUUCACCCGAAUAGAACGGCCGGUAAUUAUCGCCGUAUCUGGGCUGAAAGUUGUGCCAAAUACGGCUUUAAUGACCGGGCGUUGUAUUCGGGUCAAGACGGUAGCGGAAAGAAGGAAUGGCUUUUGAUGGAUCGUGGAGGCGGAAGUUAAAAAAGUUAGCAAUUUCAGCAAUCUGUACGCGAUCCCGGUGAUGGAGAAAAGGAGGAAGGAGGGAUGAGGGGUAGUUGUUGAAGUACCUGUGCGUGCCAGGGAAGAGGACGGAGGGGAAGAGGGUAGAAAGAAAGAAUAUCGGGGAAAGGGAGAGAGGAUAAGAGGGGGGGAAGAGGGGAGAGAGGAUAAGAAAGGGGGGGGGAAGGGGGAAGCGGGGAGAGAGGGUCGGUGGGCUACCUAGGCGGAGGAGUGGAGGAAGAAGGGCAGUAGAAUGUGGCAGGCACGAAGGUCCCGACGCGAGCAAAGUCUUGUCGUCUGAAGCAAUGAUGAAGCAAACUCUCACUUGCCGCGCUCUAUUGCCUCUGAUUAGGAUCUGUCUGGUGGGCAGAUGAGCAUCAUGCAAGCGAGACAUUUUCAUUACACAUCUGCAUUCGUCUUUUCGAUUCGCCGUCGUUGUGACAACCAACGCACAGCCGCCGUGUUCAUGCGUAAUCAUCAUCGUGAUCAUCAUGGCCGUCAAUUUGCGCAGCUGCGGCCAAUCUAUCAUCAUCGUCGUCAUCAUAAUCAUCAUCGUCAUCAUCAUGGGUGGUGAUCAUUCAUCAAGGAUUAAGCAAUCAACGACAAGUCAAACCUUUCUGCUUCCUGCUCUUACGUCUUUGGGUUCUCUAAUUCUUUGUUGUUGACAUCAGCACCGUCUCCGUACGUGCUUCAAUUCUCGGGGGUCUUCUUCUUCUCUCUCUCUCUCUCUCUCUCUCUCUCUCUCUCUCUCUCUCUCUCUCUCUCUCUCUCUCUUUUCUUGCUCCUGCCUCUCCUAUUCCCUCCGCUCCUGCUUUCUCCAUUUUUUUCCCCUUCUUAUUCAUCCACUCCCAUCUCUUCCUCCUUGAGAGGACAAUCCUCCUCCUCACGUGCUUACAUAGUAGCAAAUGAUUGUUGAUUGUCGAUCAACUUGUCGUCAACGAUAACGAUAUCAGAGAUAGCCGCUUUGCGCGCGCGAUAGUGAGAGAGGAUUUUCCUCCGCUGCUGCAGAGCAGCAGAUUCAAGACGCGAAGAGGAUUCCGGAAAAGAGGAACUGUAGCUGUAUUUGGGGUAUCUUUCAGUCUAAAUACAGCUAUAGUGACCCCGUACGUUGCGCAGAAGACCGAGCGCGGGAAUGAAGGCAGGGUCAUCAUAUAGCAGCGACGCCACGAAAUCAGAAUACGCACAGGCAAGAUGGAGAACAACUGUUCAAACUUUCUAACGUCGUCAACUUUUUUCCUCUUCAUCUCCCCGUUCUUCCUUUUCCCCUUCGUGUCAAUCGUCUCUCGUUUCAAUCGCGCCGUCAUCAUCAUCUCUUUUUCUUCAUAUCUUCGCUGUUCGCCCUUCCCGACUUACUACAGUAUUUUUUUUUUUUUUUUUUUUUUUUUGGGAGUGCGGAGUUUGUCAUCCGCUAAUUACAAAUUUUUAGACAUACACUCGUAGGUUCUCUGAUUCCUAACUAAGCGUGAAUAGGUAUAUAUGUAUAGCUUUGUACAUAUGUGAAUAUAGGUUUGUGUGUAUAUGUAUAUAAUACUUGUGUAUAUGUGAGAGCCAGCCGUUCUUGACAUCUGCCUCUUUAGUUGUUCGUUCAACAAUAUACUUGCUCAUAGAUAUGCCCCUGUCCCCCUAGUUGCUUUUAUUCUCUCUCUCUCUCUCUCUCUCUCUCUCUCUCUCUCUCUCUCUCUCUCUCUCUCUCUCUCUCUCUCUCUCUCUCNCUCUCUCUCUCUCUCUCUCUCUCUCUCUCUCUCUCUCUCCCCCUUUGCCCUCCUCCCCUCUCGAACGACUGUUCUCGUCCUUCGGUCCUUCUGUUGCCCUCCCUGUAGGGCGAUACUAGUGAGCUCUUCUUCCCCUUGUUCACAUGAGAAAGGUUACAUUGUGCAAGUACUCUCUCUCUCUACGCCCGUUCAAGAGGCGGAGUUUCUCCUCCCCUCAUUGGAGGAGAAACACUCAGGAAAGACUCGGGAAUUGUAAGAGGCAUUUAAACAAUGUUUACGCCCGUUCAAGAGGCGGAGUUGGCAGCUCAGUGAGCUCCUUUCUAUUCUAUCCAGUUGCUUUUUUCAAGCUUUUGUGGAAAAUAAAGAAUUGCACUCGUCUUGAUUUCUGGGUUCUCAGCUUUCCAUUUCCAUCUCUCUCUCUCUCUCUCUCUCUCUCUCUCUCUCUCUCUCUCUCUCUCUCUCUCUCUCUCUCUCUCUCUCGCUCGCUCGCUCUCGCUCUCUCUUUGGGGGAGGGCUUUGUAUAUCCUAUGCCGAUGAAUGCGGGACAUGUCGUGGGUUGAGGAAAAGUACGAUGACGGGUUUCUUUGGGAGGAAAAUAGGAGAAAAAAGGAAAUGAAAGAAAAGGAAAACG
Molecule: messenger RNA, 6531 nt
Organism: Chara braunii
Lineage: Eukaryota; Viridiplantae; Streptophyta; Charophyceae; Charales; Characeae
Source: the annotation of a GenBank genome assembly